This is a messenger RNA of Misgurnus anguillicaudatus (oriental weatherfish), 690 nucleotides long. Lineage: Eukaryota; Metazoa; Chordata; Actinopteri; Cypriniformes; Cobitidae. The record is from RefSeq and is a predicted model, not a curated record.
CCAGCUUUCAACGCGCACGCUCCUUUCUCUCAGCGAUCCGCCGCAAUGAGCAUGCUCAGGCUGCAGAAGCGCUUGGCGUCAAGCGUCUUGCGCUGUGGCAAAAAGAAGGUCUGGCUGGACCCCAAUGAAACCAAUGAGAUCGCCAAUGCAAAUUCUCGCCAGCAAAUUCGUAAACUGGUGAAGGAUGGUCUGAUCAUUAAGAAGCCUGUCACCGUUCACUCUCGUGCCCGCUGCCGCAAGAAUACUUUGGCACGUCGCAAGGGUCGUCAUAUGGGUAUUGGUAAGAGGAAGGGUACUGCCAAUGCCCGUAUGCCAGAGAAGCUUUGCUGGAUGCGUCGCAUGAGAAUCCUGCGUCGUCUCCUGCGUCGCUAUAGGGAGUCUAAGAAGAUUGACAGGCACAUGUAUCACAGUCUGUACCUAAGAGCUAAGGGAAACGUGUUCAAAAACAAGAGGAUCCUCAUGGAGCACAUCCACAAACUGAAGGCUGAUAAGGCUCGCAAGAAACUCCUUUCUGACCAGGCUGAGGCUCGUCGUUCUAAGACCAGGGAAGCCCGUAAGCGCCGUGAAGAACGUCUGCAGGCCAAAAAGGAGGAGAUCAUCAAGACCCUGUCAAAGGAGGAGGAGACAAAAAAAUGAGUGUUCACCUCUUGUUGACUUCGCUUCAGUUGUAAUAAAAAUCCACAAAUCUCA